Messenger RNA from Meloidogyne enterolobii, 1463 nucleotides. Lineage: Eukaryota; Metazoa; Nematoda; Chromadorea; Rhabditida; Meloidogynidae. The record is from the annotation of a GenBank genome assembly.
UGUCACUUUUCUUUAUUUUGUUUCCUGUUUUAUUUUCGAAUUUAUUUUUUUUGUAAAUAAUUUUUAAACUCACUAUUUGUUUCAGUAAAGCUAAUCUAUUCUCAGAAGAACUUGCUAAAACAAUUUUUGGUUGAUUUUUUAUUUCACAAUUUUCACUCAAUUUUUUGCUGCCAAUUAAAUGCAAAGAAAUGUCUGCUUCACUAUCAUUGCCUUCAAACAGAAGCCAGUUGGACAUAUUAUUCAGACAGACACUUAUCUUCAGCAAAAUGUUCAAAAAAUCUUGGGCUAGUUCGCCUGAAAUUUUGAAAAUAUUAUAUCAACAUUCAUGUGAUUAUGCAUUUAAUGGAAGAGCAUUGGAGUUAGUUGAGCGAAAUCUACCUAAAAUGUUUAUUGAAAAUGACCAAGUUCGAAAUGGAAUACAAAUUCAACAGGGUUGGUUCAUCAGUCCAAUGAAUGACAUUUCUUCCCGUUUCUUCGAGUCUGGCCAAAAUGUUUCUCGUGCCUUUUGGAGAGGAUACUUUCCUGGACCUAAUCGAAAACGUAAUGGGCUAAUAAUUCAUUUGGCCCCAACUGGUGAUGACACUUAUUGGCGAAGAUAUAAUGGAUUUGUUAAACCUCUCUUGGCACUUGGUGUCUCUUCAAUUCUUCUUCAAAAUCCAUUUUAUGGAGAAAGAAAGCCAAGCAACCAAUUUCGUUCAUCCCUCCUUAAUGUCUCUGAUUUAUUUGUAAUGGGUGGAAGUUUAAUUCUCGAGUGUUGUUUCCUUACACGUUGGGCACGUGAACAAGGAUUUUCACCAAUUGGAAUUUCUGGUGUAUCAAUGGGUGGUCAUAUGGCCUCACUUGCUGUCACAAAUAUUCGAGAUAAACCAAUUUCUCUCAUCCCUCUUCUUUCUUGGACUUCAGCAUCCCCAGUUUUCACACAGGGCGCUUUAGCUGAAGCUAUUGGAUGGAAGGAAUUGAGCGAUGAAUUAGAAACAAAUAAAGAAUUGGAGAAGGUUCUCUGUGACUGUGGUUGGCUUACAAUGAUGGAAGAUCAAACUCAUCCUGCGUAUAAACUCUUCCCAAAAUCACGAGCCCAUCGACUAAUGUGGAUAUUAAUGGAUGCCUUCACAAACUUAGCUAAUUACCCAGCACCCAUCAAUACUGAUUCUAUUCGUGUUGUGGUUGCGGAGGACGAUGCAUAUGUGCCACGAAGUAGUUAUAUCCCAGAUAUUAGUGAUCUAUGGCCUGGAGUUUCUGUUAGUUGUAUUCCGGGUACUGGACAUGUUGGAGCUUAUUUGGGAUCCCAUAAACUCUUUCAAGAGAAAAUUUUGGAGGCAAUCGGAUAUAGUGUUCCCGCGCGAGAAACUACUGCACUAAUGGAUAUUCCGUUGAGUCACCAAAUUUCCUUCGCCUUGGCAAGGUUGAGAGUUAGGAAUGCAAUGGAAAGAAGUAAUGAAAAACCGAGAAGAGGUUUGAUUUGA